Messenger RNA from Chondrus crispus (carragheen), 599 nucleotides. RefSeq lists its product as hypothetical. The transcript is spliced from 4 exons. Bases 45 to 299 code for a protein of 84 amino acids. Lineage: Eukaryota; Rhodophyta; Florideophyceae; Gigartinales; Gigartinaceae. The record is from RefSeq and is a predicted model, not a curated record.
CCCCCCUGCUCCGCUAAACGUUCAGUCUCCAAACAGCUGUCGAAAUGGCACUACCUUCCCGCCUCGGUGCAUUUAUGGUUGGCGCGGCGUUGGGAAGUGCACAGUGCUUCUAUUGGUUGCAUACGGAUGUGACGAACGUUGCAGAGGCGAUGACUCGGAAGAUCGCCUCUGUCCGCCUUGAGAUCGAGGAAAAGGAUCGCGUCGCAGGCAUGAAGGUUUCUGCAAUCGAGUCUGCGACGAAAAAUUACAGGGCCGUUGAGGCUGUACCAGAUGGCGUUCAUGCCGGAUCUUCAGCAUGACAGCUGCACCAGAGAGUAGUGAGGGACAUUUUCCGGAUAUGGAAGAUGCAUGUUGGAUCUAUUGGGGAAACGAUUGUUGCUACGAGUAUUAUCGUUGGGCUUCAAUGCGACCAAGCCGGCAAGAGACAUUGGUUAGCUUGGCCUCGAGACCAAGAUGGCCAACCCGUACGCAUUUCUGAUAAUGCAAGCUGUCAACAACCGAGCAGUGGGUGUGUGAAGUCCGCGUCACAAGACUAUACCCACGACCCGGCAGCUAGCCCCUAUCGCUUCUGAAAGAACUUCUAUGUCAGUUGAACUGAA